CAGAAUUAUAAAGAAAUCUGAAAUUGAGCGCGCAGAUGUAAAAGCAUUAAACAACGCAACAUGAAUUACCAAUUUGACUCGGCUGCAUUAAAGUUGCAAGCGCUAUUAGCCGAAGGAUGUUUCGGCAGUUCCGUAGCGCUGUAUCGAUACUUCAAUCAAUUGUUCGUUAUCAAAAGUGUUCCUUACAACAGUCCCGAAUAUGCUUACCAAGCGGUGCUGAAGGAGCAUACCAUUUUAUCGCAACUCAAUCAUCCACGAAUCAUUCAAUACUUUGGGUAUUUCCAAACAGCAACCAGCUGGAAUAUAAUGUUGGAGUUUGCGGAGCGCGGCAAUUUGGCAACAUUCAUCGAAAGACGUGCUGCCGUCGGCGCCUUCCUGAAUCAGCACACCAUCACGGCCAAAUUUGGGGACAUCGCGGACGGACUUAUUUACUUGCACUGUAGAAAUGUAAUCCAUCGUGACCUGAAGCCCGCUAACGUGCUCAUUUGUGUCGACAACCGGCUGAAGCUAGCCGACUUUGGAAUGUCCAAAAUAAUGCACGAUGACGAUCUGAAUCGCACGAUCGUUGGAACGCCUCUGUACAUGGCUCCCGAGGUGGCCCGUGGCAAAGAUUAUGACUACAAAAGCGACGUGUGGGCCCUUGGGAUCAUCUUCUAUGAGUUGUGCAUGCUCGAGCAUCCGUUCAUGGAUUGCUUUGCCCAGGGUAGGAAGAAAAAGUUCCGGGUUCCACAGAUCGCGUACAGCCAACACGGUCUCUCACCAGAGAUGCAGAUGUUAUGUGAUAUGAUGAUACAAGUGGAUUCGAAAAAGCGUUGGACACUGGAAAACAUUCUCAAACAACAGCAUGUGCAGCAAUUACUGGACCGGAUCAAGUGAUCGCC
This is a messenger RNA of Anopheles coustani, 881 nucleotides long. RefSeq names its product serine/threonine-protein kinase Nek5-like. The transcript has 2 exons. Lineage: Eukaryota; Metazoa; Arthropoda; Insecta; Diptera; Culicidae. Bases 61 to 876 code for a protein of 271 amino acids. The record is from RefSeq and is a predicted model, not a curated record. Gene Ontology annotation, molecular function: ATP binding; protein kinase activity. Gene Ontology annotation, biological process: protein phosphorylation.